AUGCCUCCUGAUAUCACCAACACUCACAGUAAUGAUACAUUUUUCAGUUCAGCAGCACAAAACUAUAUAAAAGAUAAAGAAAGGAGUGAAGCAAAGACUCGCGGUGUUGUUGUGGGUACAUCCUAUAUCAGUAGGCUACGACACCGUUCGGGGAUUAAGAAGGCGACAACCAAAUACCGUCACACAAUGUGGGAAAGCAAUAAACAGGUUCGGCUGGAUUCCUGCUCGGGAAGGCUUGCUGCAGGGAUGACAUUUUCAGACUGUGUAUCGGUCGAUGAAUGCACUGUGCAAAUUGACUGUUCGAGAAAGUACUGCUUCGUAAAACGAGGAGGUCAGUAUUCGAGAGUGAGAAUUAGCGGAACCACACAAUUUGCUUUUCUACCAGGAACAAGCCGAAUCGAUACCCCCUUCAUGUCUAGUGUAUACAACGGUUUGUUUUGCUCUCAACUGAACACUGCCUUCUUACUUUGCUUCUUCUCUGAUACGAUAAGUUCAGGCUUCUGUCGUGUGGUUCAAGAUAGCUGGAGAGUUAGGAGGAUCGAUAGGCUGCAGUGGGCCGCGGAAUCACCACACCUGAACUCAAUUGAAGUGGUGUGGGGCAAUAUGAAGAACUGCAUAAGGAAACGAGGAGUUCGAAAUUCGGAGAACUUAAAAGUGGCUAUCGCCCAAUACUGGAAGACCUUGACACCUGAAAUUUGCAUGCGAUACAUCAGUGGCAUUAGGAAAAGGAUGGAACGCGUAGUAGAGCAGGAAGGAAGAAACAUUAUCGAAGACGACGUCGGAUCGAAACUAUGUGACCUCUCUGCGGAACUCGCCGAGUGUACGAGGGACACCCAAGAUGACAGCGUUAGAACCGUCGCCGAAGAUCUCAAGGUAGGAAAGCCCAUCUUACCUCAACUAUAUACCUGCGCCACAGUGCUGUUUUCUGAUAUCAGAGGUGAGUCCAUUUUUUGA
Messenger RNA from Haemonchus placei, 954 nucleotides. The record is from the annotation of a GenBank genome assembly. Lineage: Eukaryota; Metazoa; Nematoda; Chromadorea; Rhabditida; Trichostrongylidae.